Molecule: messenger RNA, 2045 nt
Organism: Vanessa atalanta (red admiral)
Lineage: Eukaryota; Metazoa; Arthropoda; Insecta; Lepidoptera; Nymphalidae
Gene: gammaTub37C
Product: tubulin gamma-2 chain
Exons: 10
Coding region: 282-1652 (456 amino acids)
Biological process (GO): meiotic spindle organization; mitotic cell cycle; mitotic spindle organization
Cellular component (GO): nucleus; gamma-tubulin complex; spindle
Molecular function (GO): structural constituent of cytoskeleton; GTP binding
Source: RefSeq, a predicted model, not a curated record
AUAGUUAAAAAAACGUUAGUAAAUAUAAAUUAUAAAAUAUUUAAUAGUUUUUUAAUUUAAUUUAAACCGUAAUAAAUGCGACUUCAUACAUUUAUUUGGCAGAUUUACGUUUGUGAAUUAUGGCAGUAUAUAUGAAAUAAAAACUAUAAAAUAAAGUCGAAAUAAAACAUUGGUACAAUAUUGCUACAGCUUCAAUCUUUUAUUUUCACAGCGCAUACAUAAAAAAGUGUUUUUAUUAUUUAUUUUUUGUAUUGUGGCUGUGCUUUUGGCUAAAUAAUAAAAUGCCAAGUGAAAUGAUAACACUCCAACUCGGCCAGUGCGGUAAUCAAAUUGGUUUUGAAUUUUGGAAACAAUUGUGUAUAGAACAUGGGAUAUCACCAGAAGGAAUAUUGGAAGAGUUUGCUUCAGCAGGAUCAGAUCGUAAAGAUGUGUUUUUCUACCAAGCUGACGAUGAUCAUUACAUCCCUAGAGCUGUUCUCUUGGAUCUAGAACCUCGAGUGAUACAUACAAUUAUGAACUCACCUUAUGCAAAGUUGUAUAACCCUGAGAAUGUAUAUUUAUCAAAGCAUGGUGGAGGAGCAGGAAACAAUUGGGCUUCAGGUUUUGCACAAGGUGAAAAACUUAAUGAGGAAGUAUUUGAUAUUAUUAAUAGAGAAGCUGAUGGUAGUGACAAUUUGGAGGGAUUUGUGCUGUGCCAUUCAAUAGCGGGAGGUACAGGGUCCGGUAUGGGUUCAUACAUCCUUGAACAUCUCUCAGACAGAUUUCCCAAAAAACUUGUACAAACCUACAGUGUCUUCCCGAAUCUGGAUGAGAUAAGUGAUGUGGUGGUCCAACCCUACAAUUCCUUAUUGACCCUCAAGCGGCUGACGGAGAGCGCGGAUUGCGUGAUGGUACUGGACAAUACGGCACUCAACCGCAUCGCCAGUGACCGUCUGCAUAUACAGAACCCAUCAUUUGCACAGAUAAAUACACUUGUGUCUACUAUAAUGAGUGCAAGCACUGCCACACUAAGGUACCCAUCGUACAUGAACAACGAUCUCAUCAGCCUGGUGGCGCCGCUCAUCCCCACCCCGCGACUUCAUUUCCUCAUGACGGGAUACACGCCGCUCUCCGCUGAUCACGAGCUGAGUGCAGCACCUAAGAUAAGAAAGACUACAGUAUUAGAUGUGAUGCAAAGGUUACUGCAGCCGAAGAACAUGAUGGUGUCUCUCAGUCCUGAUAGAGCCAAUCAACAUUGUUACAUAUCUAUUCUUAAUAUUAUUCAGGGUGAGGUGGACCCCUCGCAAGUGCACAAGUCGCUGCAGCGCAUCCGUGAGCGAAAGCUGGCCGCCUUCAUCCCAUGGGGGCCCGCCUCCAUCCAAGUGGCGCUGUCCCGACGCUCGCCCUACGUGCACGCCUCGCACAAAGUGUCCGGCCUGCUGCUCGCCAACCACACCAAUAUCUCCUCGCUCUUCGACCGGUGCCUGCAACAAUUCGACAAGCUGCGCAAGCGCGAGGCGUUUCUGGAGGUGUUCCGCAAGGAGCCCAUGUUCCAGGAGUCGCUGGAGGAGUUCGACGAGUCUCGCGGCGUCGUGGACGAGCUCGUGCGCGAGUACCGCGCCGCCGCCACGCCCGACUACGUGCAUUGGAACCCCGAGAGCAGUCAAAUCUAAUGGUUAUGAAGAGUCUUAAAAAUAUCUGAAAUUAUAGGCCAUAUUGAAAAAGUUACCCUUACAGGUUUGGAAUCUCUCGUUGUUGAUGUGCCAUUUAAUGAAUCUUUUCAUUUAUUAAUCCAAUAACAUGCCUGCGAUAAUUUCACAUUGCGAUUAAAGUAUUCAUGUAUCAUUUUGACAUAAUUAUUAAUUAUACAAAAGAAAUUAAUAACAAGUUAUCAGAGGGCUAGUGAGGCAUUUGUUACUCCUGUAUAUAUAAAAUUGAUAAUGCUCCACUGAAAUCUCUGAAACACGAGCCCUUAGUAUUCGAAGAAACUCCUCACGAAACAAUAAAUUUUUAUGGUUUAAAGUAAUUUAAAGAAAUGAAUAAAUCGUACUUCGUUUUAUUACCAA